This is a messenger RNA of Ostreobium quekettii, 1197 nucleotides long. NCBI's taxonomy places the organism in Eukaryota, Viridiplantae, Chlorophyta, Ulvophyceae, Bryopsidales, Ostreobiaceae. The record is from the annotation of a GenBank genome assembly.
AUGCUGUCGGCGCAGAUGUUCGCGCCCCUGGCGCCGGCCGCGGCGGGGGCACCCCGCAGGGCGCCCUCGCAUGCCCGCAGGGAGGGCGCGGCGCCGCUCCUGCCCUCGGGGGCCGCCCUGAGGCUGAGGAGGCCGUCGCCGGGCGUGGUGGUGGAGCCCGCCAAGGAGGUGGUGGCCACGCGGGCGGCCGCGCAGGAGCUCGAGGGCCUGGACGGCGUCGUCUCGAAGGUUGUGGGUCCCAGCCUUGCUCCUGGAAUCGUCACGUCGAGCUUCAUCUUCAUGUGGUAUGCAUUGAACGUUGUGUUCAAUCUGACCAACAAGUCGAUCUUCAAGUUCUUCCCAUAUCCAUGGACAGUGUCAACAGUCCAUGUGACUGUAGGCGCUAUCUAUUGCCUGUUCACCUACGCCAUUGGCCUGAAGAAGGCUUCCUUUGGACGAGCUGUCACCUGGGAUGAGUUUAAGAAGAUCAGCGGACCAGCAAUCAUGCAUGCCAUUGGCCACAUCGCGGCAAAUGUGUCUUUUGCUGCUGUCGCGAUCUCCCUGACACACACAGUGAAGACACUGGAGCCAGCCUUCAACUGCCUCCUGGGGUGGCUCCUGAUGGGACAGGCAACACCAUUCCCCGUCGUGCUGUCUCUGUUGCCUAUCAUGGCGGGUGUCGCAAUGGCGUCUGCAGCUGAGCUGACAUUCAAUUGGUUGGGCUUUGGCAGCGCCAUGUUGUCGAACAUCACAUUUGCAUUCCGGGCUGUGUGGGGAAAAAGCGCCAUCAAGUCCAUCCCCAACCUUGAGAGCACGGCAGUGUAUGCCUACACCACUCUCAUCUCAGUGUUCUUUUGCCUGCCUCUUGCACUCAUAAUCGAGGGCCCUACACUGAAGGCUGGUGCACAGGCGGCCAUCGCCAAAGUUGGCGCACAGAACUUCUAUACCGCUCUGUUGGCGGUUGGCCUUUUCUACCAUCUUUACAACCAGUUUGCCUUCAACACGCUGGGCCGGGUGAACCCCGUGUCGCAUGGCGUCUGCAACGUCGUCAAGCGCAUCGUCAUCAUCGGCACCUCGGUCGUCUUUUUCGGCAACGUCCUCACCACGCAGACCAAGAUCGGCACGGCCAUCGCCCUCUUUGGAACGUACCUCUACGUCGAGGCACAGAAGCGGUUCAAGGCACCGCCGGCACCCCAGGUGGAGGGCGCAGCGGCAUGA